Messenger RNA from Dipodomys ordii (Ord's kangaroo rat), 2112 nucleotides. RefSeq names its product disintegrin and metalloproteinase domain-containing protein 18-like. Lineage: Eukaryota; Metazoa; Chordata; Mammalia; Rodentia; Heteromyidae. Gene Ontology annotation, cellular component: plasma membrane. The coding region runs from base 1 to 2112 and encodes 703 amino acids. Gene Ontology annotation, biological process: proteolysis; cell adhesion; binding of sperm to zona pellucida. The record is from RefSeq and is a predicted model, not a curated record. Gene Ontology annotation, molecular function: metalloendopeptidase activity. The transcript is spliced from 19 exons.
AUGUUCCUUUUCCUGGCACUGCUCGCCGAGCUUGGAACGCUGCCGGCCUGCCUGGGUGCGGAAGGAAUACUGCUGCACCUCACAGUGCCCAGGAAGAUAAGGCCAAGUGGGAGGGAAGUGUCACAGGAACAAGUGUUUUAUAGUGUUACAAUUGAUGGGAAACCAUUUACCUUGCAUCUCAGAAAACACUCAUUCUUAUCCCAGAAUUUUUUGAUUUAUACAUAUAAUGAAACUGGAUCUUUGCAUUCUGAGUCUUCAUAUUUUAUGAUGCAUUGUCAUUACCGAGGUUAUAUUGCUGAAUUUCCAAAUUCUGUUGUGACCCUCAGUGCCUGCUCUGGCCUCAGGGGAUUUCUACAGUUGGAAAAUAUCACCUAUGGAAUUGAACCACUGGAAUCUUCACCAAAAUUUGAGCACAUCAUUUAUCAAAUGAAAAAUGUCAAUCUAGAUGUUCCCAUGCUAGUAGGAAAUUAUAGCAGCAUUUUUCAGAAUGACCAGCUCUAUAAAAUUCACUUAAGCUAUCAGGAAAAAGCUCCUUCAAAACUAUUACCCAAGUGUCUACAAAUGCAUAUCAUUGUUGAAAAAGCUUUGUAUGAUUACAUGGGCUCUGAAAUGAUGGCUGUAACACAGAAAAUUAUCCAGAUUAUUGGGCUUGUCAACACUAUGUUUGCCAAUUUCAAAUUGACUGUUAUACUGUCUUCUGUGGAAUUGUGGUCACACACAAAUCAAAUUUCUACCAAUGGAGAUGCUGAUGAUGUAUUGCAAAGAUUUUGGGCCUGGAAACAAGAGUAUCUGACCCUACAGCCUCAUGAUGUAGCACAUUUACUUAUUUACAGGGAACAUCCUAAACACAUGGGAGCAACAUUUCCUGGCAAGAUAUGCACCAAACAUUAUGAUGCAGGUAUUGCUUUGUAUCCAGACUAUAUAAGUUUGGAGGGAUUUUCAGUUGUGAUAGCUCAACUGCUUGGCCUUAACAUGGGAUUGACAUAUGAUGACAUCAAUAACUGUUCUUGUCCGAGAGCUUCAUGCAUAAUGCAACAGGGAGCUGUGAGUUCCAGUGGCAUAAAGAUUUUUAGCAACUGUAGCAUUCAUAAGUAUGCUCACAUCAUUUCAAAAAUUGAGACUAAAUGUCUUCACAACAUUUCAAAUUUACAACCAUUAGAUCAAAAUCAGCCCAUUUGUGGAAAUGGAAUUUUGGAACCUGAUGAAGAAUGUGAUUGUGGUAUGGAAAGGGAAUGUCAAUUUAAAAAGUGCUGUGAUUAUCAAACAUGUAAACUGAAAAGCUCAGCAAAGUGUGGGUCUGGAGCGUGCUGUACCUCGAAGUGUGAGUUCUCAGUAGCAGGCACUCCCUGUAGAAAGAGCCUUGACCAGGAGUGUGACUUCACGGAGUAUUGCAAUGGAACUUCUAGUCACUGUGUUCCUGACACGUAUGCAUUGAAUGGACAUUUGUGCAGGAUGGGGUCUGCAUAUUGUUAUAAUGGACAAUGCCAAACCACUGACUACCAGUGUGCCUCAUUAUUUGGUAAAGGUGCUCAAGGGGCUCCCUAUGACUGUUUUAAAGAAGUUAAUUCUCCACAUGCAAGAUUUGGGAACUGUGGUUUUAAAAAUUCACAACCAUUACCUUGUAAUCCAAAAUAUAUGGUAUGCAAAUAUUUUCUUACAUUCAAUGGGUUGUCUCCUAAUUCUGUUGAUUAUAUCCAUGGCUGUGAAGAAGCUUUUAGUUUAAUGAUCUCAUUUGUCACACUUUUGCUUUUGUGGCCGUAUUGUAUCAACAAAACCUGCAGAGGAGCUCAUUUAAUGGGAUAUAACUGUAAUGCCACUCAAAAAUGCAAAGGAAAUGGGAUAUGCAAUAAUUUGGGGAAUUGCCACUGCUUUCCUGGCCAUCGGCCUCCAGACUGUGAGCUCCAGAUUGGCUCACCAGGGGGCAGUGUCGAUGAUGGAAAUGUGCAGAAAUCUGAUGUAUUUUUAAUUAAAAAAGGCUUCAGUAAGCAUCGGGACAACUGGCUCAUUCUGAGCUUCUACAUUUUCCUGCCAUUCUUCAUAACUUUUGCCAUUAUGAUCAUGAAGAGACAUGAAGCAAGAAAAAUCAUGCAGCAGAGGGAACAGAGAGUAUGA